AUGGGUCGCUCAGCCAAGAUGAUGAAGCGCCCGACGCAGAAGCAGAAGCAGGUUUCGAAGAUCGCAAAGGCCGCUGCUCAACCCCUCAAGAAGCGUGAGCCGAGUCCCGAGCCUGUUGAGGCGCCGAGUGGCGGAGGAAAGAAGAAGCGCAAGAGCAUGCGCACGAAGGCCGACAAGAAGUCAAAGGCCUGA
Molecule: messenger RNA, 192 nt
Organism: Trichosporon asahii var. asahii CBS 2479
Lineage: Eukaryota; Fungi; Basidiomycota; Tremellomycetes; Trichosporonales; Trichosporonaceae
Exons: 2
Coding region: 1-192 (63 amino acids)
Source: RefSeq, a predicted model, not a curated record